Molecule: messenger RNA, 2802 nt
Organism: Portunus trituberculatus (swimming crab)
Lineage: Eukaryota; Metazoa; Arthropoda; Malacostraca; Decapoda; Portunidae
Product: protein tramtrack, alpha isoform-like
Exons: 8
Coding region: 310-2058 (582 amino acids)
Biological process (GO): regulation of transcription by RNA polymerase II
Cellular component (GO): nucleus
Molecular function (GO): protein binding
Source: RefSeq, a predicted model, not a curated record
CGAAAACCUCACGGGGAAGACGACGUGAGGCAGUAAUAUGAGGUGUCCUGCUGCCCGGGGUGGCCUGCCUGCUGCCUGUCCUCUUGGUGCCUUUUCUCCUCGCCAACCUGUACCCACGCAGCCUCCUGCAGGCCUGGUCUGGUCCCUGCAAUGUGACAGAUGGUACUGACACAGGGCUCCCUUCAGCAGGGCCGAAAUUGAAACAUGAAGUAGCAGUGUUGGUGACGUGCUGCGGUGCAACACGCACGUCCUGCGGGGGACCUAGAUAUCCCUAGCAACCCUUGUUAAUGUUCACACUAAGAUCUAGUCAUGGGGGUGGACCAGUUCCUCCUAACGUGGAACAACCACCGCUCCAACUUAGCAGAAGUUUUUACGCAGCUUAGGGUUCAGGACCAGCUGGUGGAUGUAACGCUGCUGUGUGAUGGUGGCAGCUAUCCCGCCCACCGCCUGGUACUGGCCGCAUGUUCUCCAUACUUCCACCAACUUUUCACCCGCUUGCCUACCCAGCACCCGCUCAUCUACCUCAGGGAUGUCAAGCAGGCCGAGCUUGAGGCCCUGCUGGAGUUUAUCUAUCGAGGAGAGGUGAGUGUAGCAAACAGUGAGCUGACGGGCCUAAUUAAGAUUGCGGAGAGCCUGCGCAUCAAGGGUCUGGGUGAUGUGUCCCAGCGAGACCAACAGCAGCCCUUGGUGGGAGAGAAGAGAGCCAGCUCUCCAGUAUCCCCAGUCUCCUCACCUCCCCAUCAGCCACGCCCCAAGAAGGCACCCCGCCUUUCCUCCAACAGUAAUGGUGAAGUGAAGGGCCAAGACACCAACUUUGCCUCCCUCUUGUCACCAGCAAACAGCUAUGGCCAUGCCAUAAACAAAUCCAGCAAUACCAAAGAUGGCUUUGCUCAGCUGAUGGACUCAGGAUGUUCAGACAUGCCAGAGCACAUGUUGGAUGGGGAGCAGACUCCUCCCAAAGCUGGCUGGGACAUCCCCCUGUCGGAGUCAAAGUUACGCUCCUGUCUGGAGGGCCUGGAAUCAGUCUCUGCUGCUCAAUCUCUCGCUCAGUCUAUUGUAAUCCCUCGCACUCCUUGCACCUCCACCCCAACCAAAAUGUCAUCCAUCAAGAGAGAGACUGGAGAUACUUCUUCCAAGGAGGGAGGCUCCCGAGGGGGACCAGUCUCUUCACGUAAAAGGAACCUGGACUCCCAGGAGGUCCGGAAACCCAGAGGACCUGCACCAGUGAACAGUCUAUCCUCCACCAGUCAGGACGGAAUGAAAGAUGUCAAGAUCCCUAAAGAGCACAUUAAGACAGAGGUGGAAGUAGAUGCCAUGACUCCAGGAGGGGGUGAUGGGGAGGCUCCCAUACUGCCCAUGUAUGACAACUCGGGGGAGCUUCCACCAGCAGCAGCAGGAGAUCUCUCCAACCCACUGCUGGCCAGCUACCGACACAUGCUGAGUAUUGGGCCAUCUGAGGAGCGAGCCUACUCUCCCCUCAUCCCCAUUACUGUGCAAGAACAGCAGCAGCAGCAACAGCAGCAGCAGCAACAACCACCACAGCAGCAACAGGCCCCAUCACCAACCAGCAGGGAUGCCCGGAGCUUGACCUGUCAGCUGUGUGGAGCAACCAUCAAGCACAUAGCCAACUUCAGGCGCCACAUGAAGCAGCACCUCAACCCUCGCCGCUUCCCUUGCCCCUGGUGCUCUGCUGCCUUUGGACGCAAGGACAACCUGAAGACACACACUCGGAAGCAUCAUGCAGCUGAGGUGGAGGCACAGGAGGCAGGGCUGCUGCCACCAACACCUGGGAACAGACCUGAGUCUGGGGAAGAAGGCAAGUGUGGUAGUGUUGAUGAUGGAGGAAGGCUGCCAGGCCUGAAUGGUCUCAGUGGCCCAGAAGAAAAGGACCGCGAGGAGGAGGAAGAGGAAGAUGGAGGAGGUGACCGAGAAGACUCCUCCUCUGAUCACAACGAGGGGCUGGUGAUUGCUGAGGACACAGAGGAGGAGGAAGAGGAGGAUGAGGAUGACUCCCGCAUGCAGGCGGAGAAUGCUCACCAAAAAUUGUUGCAAUUAUAGAAUUAUAUAUUUUUGUUACAUGUGAAUUGGUUCUCUAAAUGCAGAAAUUUUUGUUUCCUUUAAUAAGAAGCUACACAACUGUGUUUUUAUUAUAUAUAUGUUAUAUAUAACAUGUAGAAAAUUUCCCAUUGCCUGAGUGGUGACUGCUGCUCACUGCUGAAGCCUCCAUAAGCUUGGCAGACAUUUGUAAAUUGUGUUUAUUCAUGCAUUUUGUCACCAUUGCAUUGAUGGAUCGGAAACAAGAAGCAUUAAAAUUUGGCUGUGUAAAGUAAUGUUUGUGUUGAGUGUGGGAACAGCAGGGUCCCAGGGCAUCUGGAUGACUCUUCUGGGCUGGGCAGGGUCCUCAGUCAGUGCUACAUCAGCAGUGACCUAUUCAUAGUACAAUAAGUAGUGUUGCAGCAUAUAAUGUUGCAAUGGCCAGCUGCAGUGUUUCAGAGAUGGCUUUUUGUUGAGCUUGGAAGGUCACAGAGACAGGACUUGCCUGAAGGAUGAGGGAAGGUGUCUUGUGUCACCCUCACCCCCACUGCGCCUUGCACCAGUGUGGUUGUAUGUAGUCACUGACAUGGAUCAUCUUGAUAAAGCAGCACGGUGUCAACAAAGCCAGUGGGCGGGUGGGUCAAGGCAGCCCCGCCCUCCCUGAGGUCACCCACAUUGCAUAUUCAGAGGCUCCUUAAUGUAUUUCACUAGUCAGGAUGUAUUUAAUGUAUUCUUUUAUAUAUUAUAAUACAAGUGUGAUGUGUGCAA